Cutaneotrichosporon oleaginosum is the source of this 1365-nucleotide messenger RNA. RefSeq lists its product as uncharacterized. Gene Ontology annotation, molecular function: oxidoreductase activity, acting on single donors with incorporation of molecular oxygen, incorporation of two atoms of oxygen; ferric iron binding. The record is from RefSeq and is a predicted model, not a curated record. Lineage: Eukaryota; Fungi; Basidiomycota; Tremellomycetes; Trichosporonales; Trichosporonaceae.
CCCGCAUCUCGGCGACCACGGCAAGUGUCGGUGUUUGGCGCUCUGGAGAGUUGGAUACAUAUUAGAGCGCGUACCUUGGAUUAAGCUCACCAUCCGCCAUGACUGACUACACCGCCUACACACAGACAGUGUGAGUAGAGUGGCGGUGUCUGCGCGACCGCGUCGCGGUCUCGCUCCACCUAGCUCCACCUCGCUUGCGCUUGCCAUCUCGCGACCGCUCGCAGCGCCUCGGCGGCAGUGCUGAUGCCAGAAUCGACUCGAUCGGGCCCAAGGCGAGCCCGCGCGUGCGCGCCGUCUUCCCGAUCCUCAUCAAGCACCUGCACGCGUUCAUGGUCGAGGCGGACAUUUCGACCGAGGAGCUGCUCGCCGCGUGCGACAUGCUCGUGGGCGCGGGCAAGGUGUCCGACGAGCGCCGCAACGAGGUGCUCCUCAUGUCCGACACGUUCGGGUGCGAGUCGCUGUGCGACAUGUUGGACGCGGAGCGCGCGGACCGCGCGAACAAGGCGGCCAAGAGCACGGGUGCUGCGGCGGGCGCCAUCGCCGCGUCCGCCAUCAUCGGCCCGUUCUACCGCACCGGCGUGCCGGAGCAGCCGAACGGGACGUCGAUCGUGCGCCACCCCGAGCCCAAUGCGCCGUACACGUACAUGCACGGCACGAUCUAUGGCGCGGACGGCGCGCCGCUCCCCGAUGCGCUGGUGGAUAUUUGGCACGACGCGCCGGACGGGCUGUACGACGCGCAGACGCCACACAAGCCCGAGUACCACUGCCGCGGGCGGUUCCGGACGGACGCGCAGGGCCGCUGGGCCGCGGUGAUCCUCAAGCCGACGCCGUACCCCAUCCCAUACGACCACCAGGCGGGCGCGAUCCUGCAGAUGAUGGACCGGCACCCGAACCGGCCGGCGCACGUGCACUUGUGGAUCCACCAUCCCGAGCACAGGAGCUUUGUCACGCAGAUCUUCAAUGCCGACUCGGAGUAUCUCAAGGACGACGCAGUGUUCGCCGUCAAGGACGAGCUGGUGGUCGAGUACAAGCCGAUCUCGAAGGACUACAAGCAGCCAGAGGGGCUCGAUGGCGAGGUCGUGUGGGAGCUCCAGCAGGACUUCCGGCUGCCGGCGGCGGCUUAGGGAGCAGGCGGCGGAGGCGGCGCGCGGCUCUGGAGCGGCGGGGCGUGGGUGGCGGAGGCGAGAAUGCGGAGUGAGGGAGAGGUGGCGGAGAGCAUUGUGGAAGGAAUCACGGGGAGAGAGCGGAGGUGUGAGGGUGCGGGAGAGGGGGGGAGGGGAGUGCGCUAGGGGUGGCAAGGAAAAGCAUAGAUUGUCGCAAGAAGUAUAGGAUGCAGUAGUAGUUCGGACGAUGAAAAGCCAGAAG